AGACUCGGAAACAAAACCCAGCAAACCAAAUCCCCGCCCCCUUCCUCCCUCUUCCUCACUCCCUCACUCCCCACUGCCGAACCCACCACCGUCAGAAUCCAUUGCUGCAGUCAAACCUCUCUCUCUCUCACGGAACUCCACCAGUCCGAAGGCUCAACCCUCCUUUCUCUAAUCCAGCUUCGUCGCAAACCAGAUGGAUAUUAGUGUUAUACAGGUAGCCGUGGCUUGGAAGUCUGUACCAGUGCAGUACAGCAACAUAUGGAAUUAGGCUUUGAGUAUCAGUCACUGCAAAGUUAGAAGUUUGGAGUACACAUCACAACGUGAGAGACGUUAACGGCGCCACAGAAAUGAAGGUCCGGGUGGUGUGUCGGAAAGUGUAUGAUUACAUUCGUUAUGAUCUGAAAGAGAUUGCAUUUCCAUCUUCGCUGCCGGACCCUCCUCAUAUCAAGAAGCGCCGUAAGCUCACCAUGCGUGAGUGGUUCUUGGUGUUGAAGGAGGCUUCUAGGCUUUAUGCCGCCAGCUGGGUGCGGGAUGUUGGUCCUGAACUGCGACCUAAUGAUUAUAAGAAUAAAGAGAGUGAAGAUGGACCUGGUGGAGCACAGAGAACGGCUAAAGAGAAAGAACCCUCAACUUUAGAGGAUCUUGCUGUGGCUGCAAGAGGAGGAAUGGAGACAUUAAAGCCUGCUCUGCAGCGGGUGUACAUGACAAGAGCGUCUGCAUAUAGAGAUGCUCUUCAAAGUUUUAUACAUGGGUACCAAGAAGGCAUCCAGCAGGUCAUGGAGAAAAAGGCAAAAGAUUCUAAAUCUGAACAAGAAAGUGAUAAAUCUGCGUAACAUCUCUUGUUACUCUUCAUAGUUGUUGCUGCACCUACUGACACCCCUUCUUUCGAAGUCAUGGGGUCAUUUUGCCGAGUUCCUUCGACAUGGUUCUCCCAAGCACCCUAGUAUGGUAUACUUGUUAUCUGUGUCCUUUACAAGUUCUUGAGCUCUACUUUUAGCUCUGUUUUAAGAACACGUGCCAUGGUUUUUCAUUCAAGUAUUCAAGAACUCGAAAGCAAAUUUAAGAAAUGUAAAUAUAAUGUAAAUUUGCACUAUUUUUUCUCUUUUGGGAUUGAUAUAAAUCUGCUUUAUUGAAGUGAUGAA
Messenger RNA from Malus domestica (apple), 1142 nucleotides. RefSeq lists its product as uncharacterized. Lineage: Eukaryota; Viridiplantae; Streptophyta; Magnoliopsida; Rosales; Rosaceae. The record is from RefSeq and is a predicted model, not a curated record.